Messenger RNA from Pogoniulus pusillus (Red-fronted tinkerbird), 5921 nucleotides. It is a transcript of the gene TENT5D, whose product is annotated as terminal nucleotidyltransferase 5D. The record is from RefSeq and is a predicted model, not a curated record. Gene Ontology annotation, molecular function: RNA binding; poly(A) RNA polymerase activity. Bases 246 to 1421 code for a protein of 391 amino acids. Lineage: Eukaryota; Metazoa; Chordata; Aves; Piciformes; Lybiidae. The transcript is spliced from 3 exons. Gene Ontology annotation, biological process: mRNA stabilization.
AGGCGGCCGCGGACAGCAGCGGCGGCGGCCCCGGCUCGGCGGAGCCUCUCCCGAGCGGGAGCAGCGCCGGGGCCUGCGCUACCGGAGAGGUGUCGGCUGCACGCUUUCCCUGGGAGGUUCAUGUCUUUGUCACUGAGGAGAUGACAAUUCAUAUUUUUGCUGAAGGAUCCAGUGAGUCAUCCCAUUAACUGCACUGAAAUACAUGCUUGCCAGCCAUCCUGCCACGUCAGCCAACCAGCACCACGAUGACUGAGGACUUAGACCACAGAUUCAGCAGUCUCACCUGGGAUCAGAUUAAAAUCCUAGAUCAAGUUUUAGCCGAGGCCAUCCCUAUUCACGGGAGAGGCAAUUUUCCAACGCUGGAUGUGAAGCCCAAGGAUAUCAUCCACAUGGUAAAGGAGCAGCUGAUUGAAAAGGAAAUCAACGUGCGAGACGUGCGCCUGAACGGCUCCACAGCCAGCCACAUCCUGGUAGAGCAGAAUGGAACCAGCUACAAGGACCUGGACAUCAUUUUUGGGGUGGAGCUUCCAAGCGAGCUGGAGUUCCAGGUGGUUAAAGAAGCAGUUCUUCAUUGCCUCUUGGACUUCCUGCCAAAAUGUGUUAACAAGGAAAAAAUCACUGCUCAGACCAUGAAAGAUGCCUACGUGCAGAAGAUGGUCAAAGUCUCCACCGACCAUGAUCGCUGGAGCCUCAUCUCGCUGUCAAACAACAGCGGCAAGAACGUGGAGCUGAAGUUUGUCAACUCGCUCAGGCGGCAGUUCGAGUUCAGCGUGGACUCCUUCCAGAUCGUUCUGGACUCCAUUUUGGGUGUUUACAGAGCCACAGACUGCAAACUGGCAGAAGACUCUCACCCCACUGUUAUCGCUGAGAGCAUGUACGGAGACUUCGACGAAGCGAUGGACCACUUAAAAUACAAACUGAUUUCCACCAGGAACCCGGAGGAAAUCAGAGGAGGUGGCCUCCUGAAGUACAGCAACCUCCUGGUUCGUGACUUUAAGCCAGCAGACCAGGCUGAAAUUAAAUCUCUGGAACGUUACAUGUGCUCCAGGUUCUUCAUUGAUUUUCCAGAUGUUGCCGAGCAGCAGAGGAAAAUCGAGUCCUACCUACGCAACCACUUCAUCGGGGAGGAGAAGAGCAAGUACGACUACCUGAUGACCCUGCGCCGCGUCGUCAACGAGAGCACAGUCUGCCUCAUGGGGCACGAACGCAGGCAGACUCUGAACAUGAUCACAAUCCUGGCACUAAAAGUCCUGGGAGAACAAAACAUCAUCCCAAACGCAGCCAACGUCACCUGCUAUUACCAGCCUGCUCCCUACAUGAGUGACAGAAACUUCAGCAGUUACUACAUCGCUCACGGACAGCCACCCAUCAUCUACCAGCCCUACCCGUUUCACAUACAGGUGCAAAGCAGCAUGGUUUAGGGCCUCCAGAAUCCCCUCAGCACUUAGACUCUUCUCUUUCCAGUUCUCUCCGUAAUAAAGGCCUCGUUACAGCAAGUUCUAGCAUCACUUUUUGAUUUAAGGACAUCUUUUUCUCGUGCAAGUUGCCAAAGUUCUUUGAUUGCUCAGUGUCUAAACCACCGUUAAACAGGUUGUAGAGUAAGUGAAAUGGCUGUAAUUCAUCAAGUAUUUAUUCUUCUGUGUGUGUUUGGGCUCUAUUUUUGUGUGUGUGUUUUCAAUGAAAAGAGAAGGAUAUAAAUGAUUCUAAUUUUGUAAAAUGAAAUGCACUAAGUUCUGGGCUCUAAACAAAUUCUUAAGUAACAUUCAGAGUGAAAAAUCAAGCUCAUAAAAUACCUCUCAGUAGAGAUAGCAUUCUGGGUAUGCUAAAGCAGGUCAUCCAUCAGCGUGGUUCCAGCCACAUUUAUUUGCAGCACUUUCUGGCAAUCAGUGUGGAUGGUUUGCCUCUCGGUGAUUUGAGCUCUGGCUUGAUCGCUCUUCAGGUGCGAGUAGAAACGUGAGGUCACUCUCCUCAGCAGAGCACUGUGCAUUAAAUGGGUAGUAGGAAACAUCCCCACCAAGAGCAGGCUCAGCAUUUCUGUGUGUCCAGAACUUCCACUGCUCCAAGUGAGAGGUGUAGCUGUGUGAGUUAUGCAGCAUUGGACCCCCCCUCCCCAGCUUCCCAGCUCUGCUUCACAGAUAAUGGAAGCUGUAAAAGAUGCAACUCCUCUGGUUAAAUUGCUCUUGGAAAAGAAGGCAAUAGAAUGAGAUGGAAGGUGGAAGUGAGCACACAGGGCUGGCUUUCUAUUGUUAAUUUGUUAUUGAUCAGAGAUGUUUAAUGUUGAAUAAGAGUCAAGGAGAAAAGAAAAAGAGAAGUAAAUUUAAGGAAAAACAAAGAGGAAAAAAAAGGGAGGGUGGGGGAAGAAAGGUGGGGGAAGGAAGAAAAAAAAUAAGCCCAGGACUGCAUCAUUUGUAGGUGAAUUAAAACAAGCCCUUGCCAGUGGCAUUGAAAAACUAUUUUAUACUUGCAGUGUGUGAUUUGAUGACUAUUAGUAGCAAACAAGGGUUUCUCUGCUGAUCAGGAAGUAAAACCUUAGUUCCAAGUUGGUGUGUGUGUAUGUGUGUUUACCAAAGAGCAGUUUUAAACAUGUCACAUAAGUGCCUCGCCGUGCCAGUUGCACCGUGAAGGUUGUAUCGCUGCUGGCAAGCAUGCCAGAGAGCUCCUGAGUUAGGCAAAGGGACAGGCAGCCCCUUAGGACUCAAAGUCAGGGGUGUGCACCAUCAGCCUCAGCAGAGACAGGUGUGGGAGAGAGGGAGCUAAGGUGUUCUCACCAAAACUCCUCCAAGUUUAGCUGCUGAUGGCUGUGCAAGAGGGAAUUGUGUAGAAGGGAGAUUCAGAGUGGGUGCAGUUGUCAAACUGGAGCAGCCAACUGGAGGUGCAAGAAUAGAGUUUCCUACAUCUGAUGCUCACCAUGUCACUGUGUGGUCCUCUGAGUUCAUUCUGGGUACAUCACUGUGCGCCCUUAUCCUCCUCGUGUUUGAAAACAGGGACUGCAUUUUAUCUGUUUACUGCAGGGCUCAGGUCUUAGGAAUGUCUUCUACUCAUGAAAGAGCUUUGGAUUUGUUUCACACUCAAGUGUGCUACAUACCAUUUAAACCAACCCCUUCUCAAGUUUCUAAGGUCUGUGAAGUCCUGUUUGCCAGUGAAAUGUGGCUCCUUUUCCUCUUUGUGUGUCUGUACAGGAGAACAAAGACAACUUUGCUGACCAUCAUCACUGAAGUCAACUCCUUUCUGUGAAACACAGUGCAAAAACCUAAUCUUUCUGGAACAUAAGCAGGGUACACAUCUACUUGGAAGCUGAUCUCUUCUGUGAUGUCUUUCAGGAAUAUAGUACUACUGUUUUUUCCAGUAUGUCCAAUUCCAUGUCUUAAAUCACAUUUGAGUUCUCUUCCACUAGGAUCUUCCCACUGAGUUCAGUAUAUUUAACAGAGUUUAAUUCUCCUUGCUCCGUUAUCAGAUGUGCUGAUGCUCUGUUUGCAUGUAUCACCUCUAGGCAGUUCCCCCUGUCAGAAGCAAAACAGAAUGAGACCUUUUGGGGGUUUUAUUUUUAACUGAGCUGUUCAGACUACAAAGAAGACCUUUAAAUUGGGGGUGGUGUUUGACAAAUUCGGUAGCACUGUGACAUUCUGUAAGAGCCUUACGUAGGUGGCAUCCCUGCUAGCGCUUGUGCUUCAGCACUCAGCUGAAGAGCCAAAAGCUGGACUGAGCACAGCCAGGACUGUCUGGUGAAUCUGAGGGAGUUAGCCAACCACCUGCCUUGGGUUUCAGGAGGAACUGGGCUCCUAAAUGCCCUCAAGUUGUUUGAAAAUCUCAGUCCAGCCAAACUGACCUUCAUGUAAUGUAGCCACGUCAACUUGCUCUUCCUCCACUCAUGGUUUCCUGGCUCGCUGGGUGGAGAAAUGGGUUGAUGACUCAAGAAGCAGGGAACAGAUCAGCCAAGAAGGGGCAUUUUCAACAUGUGUAGCAAAUGGUCUAUUACCUGCAGAAAUACUUCCAAAAGUUGUUUUUUAGCCAAGUAGAAAAAUACAUUGCCCUGGACAAAGGACUCUAAUUCUUUCUUGAGUCAGACAUUGUGAAAAGCAUCAGCAGUGGUGACUUAGCUCUGGGUUUGUGUAGAUCAGCCUCUCUGCUUGUUUGUUAGGAAACAUUUCUUCUCUGAAAGGGUUCUCAAACUUUGGAAUGGUCUGCCCAGGGCAGUGCUGGAUUCACCAACCCCAGAGGUGUUCCACCGUGUGUGGCCCUGUUUUAAUGUUGACCCUUCAGUGCUGUGUUGAAGGUUGGACUGGUUGAUCUUGAAGGUCUCUUCCAACCAGAUAUAUUCUGUGAUUCUGAUUCUAUGUCAAGCCCAGAAUCUCAGCCUGGAGGGCAUUAAAAGGAACCUCUAGACAUCAUCUAGUCAAACUCUACUACUAAAGCAGGGUCACCCACAGCAGGCUGCCUAGGAUCAUGUCUGGGUGGGUUUGGAAUCACUCCAAAGCAGCAGGUUUCCAACCUCUCUGGGCAGCCUGCUCCAGGGCUGUGGCACCCUCAAAGCAUAUACCAAUAAAUAUGUUAAUUUCAUUAUGCAUCCAGAUUAGAUAAGGAAGGACUCAACCAAAGUCCAUGGAGUUAGUGGGGAGAAUCCACCAAACUCUGGUAGGCUUUGUGUGAGACUCUGGAAAAGAGAUAAGCAACUUAGAGGAGUACUUGGAAGUAAAGGUGCAAAGACAUCAAUAUGCAAAAAUGUCUCAGGUAUAAAUAAACCCUUUAAAUUCACUGGGAAAGGGUCUUGUGUUUCUUACCUAGAGGUAGUCCCAUUCUGAAGGUAAAGUGAGGUUGAUGAGUUUCUCUACCCUUAGAUAUGUGGGCAACUAACAGAAUCAGAUGGCUUUAAAGACUUCCUUCCAAACGUUUUGGCACCUGGCAGCAGUAUUUGACCUGGGGAGGUUUUUUCCUUUCCAAGGUAGCAGUGAGUCUGUAAGCUGACAUUAAGCAGGGGAUGGUGUUGUAUAGAUGCUGCUUGCAAAACACUGACAUCAACACGUGAGGUGAAAUGCUGUGACCUCUGCUCCAGCUGCUGCUGACGUCGUUAUGUGCAGAUACAAAUCUACCACGAAUUGAGAGAGUGUUCUCAGUCCCAGUCCUCUGAGCUUCACGUUUACAUCACAGUUCUAUCUUGUUCCAAUCUGUUGAGUAAUUCUAACACCUGGAAGUUGUAAAUGCUGGUUUGAUAUAAUCACAUGAAACCUAAAGUUUACAGCCUGAGGUUACCUAAUGUUGUCAGGACCUAAGUGUUAAAAGUUCUAAGUGCUUUCCUAACCAAAUGUCAUUGGAAUUUUGUGUUAUGUUGUAAAAGGUCUCUUUGAAGCAUUUACUUUAUGGUGGUUCCUUUAAAAUGCCAUUUGUGAGCUUUUACACUCGAUGCAUCACAAAGGGGGUUGCAGUGGACAAGUGUCCAGCUGUCCUCAGGCCAGAUGUUGCCUGUGUUUUGCUGAGCCUGCGGGUCUGUGAGCGCCAGAUUUGAUCUACCACCACCACGCUGCUUUGAAUCUCUGGCUGUGUAAUUUGGUGUUAGAGGACCUACAUCAAUGUAAGUUUGGAGUUCCAGAGGGGUGGAUCCUGUGUGGUUUGCAGACCUAUCUGGAGAGAGGACAGCAGAGAGGUUGGUGGCUCAGCACGCUCCUUAUUGCUCCGGAUUUGUUCGCUCUGUCUUUCUGUCAGGCUAAAACCAUGGAAGGGUAUGCAAGGCAGAGCUGUGGUGGGUGAAGGAAGAAGUAUUUCACUUCGUGUGCCAUUUGAAGCUGCUGGGGAAAAAAAACCACCCCAAACCUAUUGUAAUGCUGAAAGUGUGUAUUAAUCACAGCAAUGUGUAGGUCAUUAGUCCACGGUGUUGACUAGUGCCUUUGGGGGGAGCAAUCAUUAAAAGAACCUUCUUGUUUAAUGGA